UUCACCACAAUCAUCUACAUUCCAGUGACCCUGCUGGGAUGCUGCUUGGCAGCUGGACAGUCCAGUCCGAGACAAUUUGAAAUCGCGUCGCUGCCGGCGCACGAAGAAGGCUACUACCUCAACAGACAAUUCCAAAACAGCCCGAGAUCGUCAGAUGGAACCUCUGAACAAGAGAACGUCCGCCAAGUAGUCGAUUCCCAGGGCCGGUACUGGGUCGUAGCCGAGCCAGCGACUCCAGAACCCGGUUUUUACCUCAACCGGCACUUCCAGAAGGACAAGGCACCCAAACCCAAGAAAAACCUGGACAACAGGGUCUUCCUCGUCAAGAAGAACCCAGAGACUUCCGACAAGACGAUCGUCGAGGUGGAACCCAAGACAGCGAGGGUUGCGGACGCCGUGCCGAGCAUCCACAAGGUGUUCCCUGGACUGGCUGCGACGCGCAAGGCCCCAGUUCAGGCAGCUCUAACUACAGAAGCCAAAGCGCCUGUUGUUGUCUCUCCUACGGUAGCAAGACCCGAAUCACCAUCUUCCACAGCUGGACAGAGGGUUGCCAAUGCACAAGAUACAGUGGUAUCAAGCGUUGCAGGGGAGAAUAAGCCAAAUCCUGUUACUAGAAUCUCUCAGCCACCACAGGUAUCACCAAGCCAGACAAAGACAGAGCAAGGCGGCCGUUUCAGCUGUGAUGGAAAAGAGUUUGGCUAUUAUUCCGACGUCGAGAGUAACUGCCAACAGUACCACGUGUGUAAUCCAGUCAACUUCGGCAACGGUCACGUCAAAUAUUAUAAAUACAGCUUCAGCUGCAGCGACGCAAUGAGAUGGGAUCCUAUCAAGAGGGUCUGCGCAUCCCUGUCGACGGCUUCUCCUUGUCAAUGAUUUGACAAGAACCGAAAGAUGGCUGACUUCGUAAACGGUUUAUUAUCUAAUUUUUAACAAUAUCGACAUACUAACAUUCUUUGAAAGGAUUUACACUGAAAAGAAUGUAAUGCACUUUCCAAAUUUUAAAGAAAAAAAGUAAUUUAAAAAAAUCGUAACGUAAACGUCACGAUUUAGGUAAUAAUAAAAUCUAUGUAAACACGAAAA
Molecule: messenger RNA, 1080 nt
Organism: Macrobrachium nipponense
Lineage: Eukaryota; Metazoa; Arthropoda; Malacostraca; Decapoda; Palaemonidae
Exons: 2
Cellular component (GO): extracellular region
Molecular function (GO): chitin binding
Source: RefSeq, a predicted model, not a curated record